GGAAGGCGUAAUCGGCGAAGACAGGCACGAACAGCUCUGCUGCAGUCGGUUUGCCCGAGUAGGAAUUCGGUAUUUCGGUUCUUCCAAAUUUGUUUCGGAUGUUGCUUGAACUGCUUUUAGUCAAAAAUUAACUGCCUAAAAGUAUGCGUAUAAAUAUCGGUGCGAGGAAUGCAUUGGAACUUUUUUCGAUUUGGCUAAACUGAAAGUCAACUACUUUGUCAUCGGUUUUUUCUUUUCUGAUCGUUAUCGGUCUCCGUGUCGUAUUUUCGGAUCCGCGCGGAUCUCUCGUCCUCGUGUGCUCGGUUACAAUAGAUCUAGAUCUACUUUUUUAUUGUCAAUCGGUAGGUUUUUCUGUUCGUUUUUCCUUUUAUUUUUUCCUGCGAGUUUUAGGUGAACAUGAACUUGAGUCGACACGGAGACGAACAUCAUGGCGCUCAACCUUCAUGAGUGCUCUUCCUGCAAAUGGUGCCAGCUCUCUCUAGCACGAAGUAGUCACUCGUGACUUUUAUCAGCCCGUGUUGCGCACGUAUCUAUUCACAAGAAAGUUUAUUUUAAAUCAAGUAAGUAGUACCUAAACCCAUGUACAUGUAUCUAUCGCCUUCAUUUAAUUUCGAAUUCAAACCCAUUCGUAUGCACGAUGAAGAGUCAAAAACAAAAUCGACACCAAAUGCCAAUUGCAAUUGGCUUCUCGUUGACCUAUACGCUCUUGGCAAUUCCGAGUUGCACUGACGUGAACCCGAUCCCGGUGAUAACAUGUUGAUGCUUAUGUACUUGAUCGCGUCGACGGAUUAAACAGACAGUGUUCUUGUUGAGCGCUGUCUACUGCCGACGCCGACGCCUCUUUGCACCCCAUGAGCAGUAGUACACAGCAAGGGCCCAAAGCCGAGCCCUCUGUUGACACGACGACGACCCCGGGAGCGCUGGCUUCCUCGUCGGCAAGAAAGCAACACCAUUCCCACAGGGAUGUCGAGCAGAAGGGACCAGCAUCCUCACGUUCCCCCGGGCGAGCAUCGCCGCAGCAGCUUGUCAUUGAAAGUCCCGCGCACAAGCGCAGCGUAAGAGGAGUUGUUUUACCUUCGUCGCAGGAGAAGGACCACGUAGUGGGCGGGCAGGAACACCUCCACCAGCAGAACGCGCGGAGGCGGCAAGACAGUGCUGAGCAUCUUGCACAGCAGCAGCGGCUUGAGCCUCCUGAUGGCCAUCUUCAUCAAAUGAUGUUCACCAGCAGUGCAGCUGGCGAAAACAAGAACCUCCCUACGGAGCAGGAGGUUCUUAUGCUGGACCACAAAAAUUACAGCGGCCCGACAAGUCCCCCGUCGGACCGGUCUUCGCCAGUGAACGAGCAGCAGUCCGCACCCGCCUCUCCGCUUCACCCCAGCGUGGUAAACGUGAUGCGGUCCUACGCGGCCGCCGUCGCAGCGGAGCAGGGUGCAGUGACUGCUCCAAUUCCGCUCCGGGAGCCCUCGCCCGGAGGGAUGGGGAGGGUUCUCACGCCCCCGAACUACAGCAACCCGAGCUCGAAGGCGACUGUGGUCCAAGUCCUCGCCCCUAGUACAACAACUUCCAACUCGCUCGGCCUGCCGAAACCGAAGCGUCGAUCGCCAACGGCCAACAGCGACCCGCGGAGUCCGCAGGUCAUUUACCCAAAAACCCCGUCGCCCAUGACCCCGGACCUGGAACCUUUAUCCAGCAUGCAAGACGUCCGCGGUUUCGACUUUCUCGAGCACAGUGUGUCCAGCAAGCAAUCGGGUCUGGACCACAGCCGGUUGCCGUCGAGCGGCGGUCCUCGGCUGGAAUUAUCGCGGUACCUUCCAAAGGAGGUGAUAGCGCGGGCCCUGGAUCGGUCCGCCCGGGAUAUUCAGGCCUUGUACUGCAACUACGUCGCAAGAGCACUGGAAAUGACCGCAGAUGGAGGUGGUCGUGUUGCUAGCAGAGAGAGUUCUAACCCUGGGCCUGGGGCGGGGGCAUUACCAUCAGCGGGUGUCGAGUCCUCGCGGCCAAGCUCGCCCUCAAAUAACAGCAUGCACAUGACCGGACUAGACGACAGCGCUUCGAAGACAAGCGCCGGGGAGAUAAGCAGCAGCGAGCAGCCUACCACAGGUACUGUUAGUUUAUUUUACCAGCUGCUAAGCGUAAGUGAUCAUGACCUAGAGGAUCAUGUUUUGGAAUUUUCUACAGCUUGUCAUUUUUUAUGAGAUUUGCUAAGCCACCAGGAACAUACCUGUCGUUCCUUGUCCAUGAUCUUGUUUAUGUUUUUGUCUCUGCUUAGUCUAGAAUGAGUGCGUUUCCAAAAACAACUACAGAGAGCGUGCAGCGCGCCUUGGGUGGGAAAGUCCUCGACGUGGGUGCUGUUGUAAGUCGAAAUGUAGCGAAGGAGCUCCACCAGCACGUGGACGCCUGCGUUAUGAAAGUGCACAACUCGUGGUCCUCCUGCUCCCCCUCAUUAAUUUGUCAUGCAAAAUCUCAAAUGCAUUCCUUUUCCUAUCCCUGCCUUGUGUUGCUUUUGGUACUUCGCGCACGGUAACUUAUUUAGACAUUCAGAUUUGUGAAGCAGAACCUGUCAACAUUAAUGCUAGCUUUCGUGUGGCUGUAGACACGAAAGCUAAACCUCCACAGCUAAUGGUAAGAAUGGGGAGGACGAGUUGUCCACUCUCAUAUGCGUGCGCAAAGAGCGACAGAGCGCCUUUUCCAGUCUCUUGGGCGACAGCGUCUGGGCCACGGCUUCCGCGACGUGGACAGGCACAGGCGAGGAGAUGAUGAGAACCACAAACUCAAACCAUGCAGCGUUUGUUUCCGCAGCGAUGCCCGAGCUGCUUUUUCAUCCAAGUGGCGCUUCUUUUCCACAGCUCUUCCCGGCAGCAUUCGCAGGAGGAGACCUCAGUAGCGUUAACGCGACCGCCGGCCCACCUCCUGGCGGAGGCAACAUGGGGAUCGCACCGCCUAGUGGUGCCUUUUCUGCUGAUCAUAUGAUGCGACAGCCCCUCCUCGGCCCCGGCGGCCUGAUGGACCCGGCGUUUAUGGAUCCGCUGUUGCUACCAGCGCACUUCCCCGGUCUGCUCGGCGCAGCGGCCGGUGCUGGCGGAUCGCCUUUUCCGGCUGGAAACGGAAGUGAUGCACCCGGCGCCGGACUGCAAAAUGAAAAUCCAAACCUCGCAGCACCACUACCGGAGGCGUUGCAGAUGCAGAUGAUGCUGCUGGCAGGAGCGGCCGCCGGAGCAGAAGUAGGAGGCGUAGGUGGAACAACGACCACUCUUUUUGGUUCAUCUUCUCCGCCACCACCCGGCGCCAUGCCAGCGGCCAGCCAAUUUUUGAUGGCGCAGUAUUUAGCCGCGGUGCGGGAAGAGUCGACUGAAGAAAACAAAACGUCUUCCUCCAACGACAAAACGUAUUUGCACGCUGGGGCCUCGAGCGAAAAGUCCAGCCGCAGCGGGAAUGCCGGCGCCACGUCAACUUCGCGGCCUAGUGCCACGAGUGCCGGCGGGGAAUCCUUUCCUGGUUCUCCCAUAAUCCCCAACUCUCAAGUGGAUGAUCUUAUUUUACUGCAGGCACAACAUGAUCCGCAGAUGACGAGUGCAGCUACUUCUACCCAAGUAGGGAGUAAACCCAAAUCAACUAGCUCGGGAACUAAAAACAAAAAAGCGAAGAAGUCGGGUGCAGAAGCAGAGAAAAAAGAGCGGAAGCCGCGGCCUCCCGGACCGGAACGCUUUGAGGCACGAAAAUUUUUCUCCGCAUCCGCAUCGCAAAGCAGCAAGAGCGCCAGCAGUCAGGGCGACCCCCGCGACGGGGGGUCGUCAAGCGCGCAAUCGUCUCCCUUUGUCGAAGGCAGAGAGCUCGAUGGUCCUCUGGGGGACGAGCAAAAAAUGCUAGUACAAUCUCGAGCAGACCGAAUUGGGAAUACAGCAGCGGACGGAACGACCAGGAGUAGCUUCAAUACUGGGACAACAACGCCGAAAACAAGCACAAGUCUUUCCGCGACCCCGAAAACUGCGGCAGCUUCUCCGGCUCUGCCGGCAGCAUCUUCUACUUUACGUAGUCCUUCUAACAUCUUGAGCUACAACUAUUCGCCAGCAAUGCGGAGUGGGUCGUUUGGCACGGGUGGUGGUGCAGUCGCCGGAGCUGCACCGGGGGGCGGAACAACCACAAAUGUAGCACCUUCGUCUCCGACAACGUCCAAUCCGGCUUUCAGGCCACCUGAAAUUGCCCGCCGCCCUUCGCAUAAUGACAGCAACUACAACCCCACGACUCCGCCGCCCCCGCCCGCGGCGACGCUGUUGCAGCUUCCAAGCGGCGACUCGAGUCCCUCCGUGCGGCUAAAUCGCAGCGGCGGCCCGCUGAAAACUUGGGCGGACUAUACCAAUCAGAACGACGCGCCGAGCAAUGCGAAGACCAAGGGUUGCGUGCACUGGGAGACCACCGGCAAAUGCCGACUGGGGGACGCCUGUAAUUUCCUGCACUUGCCCGAGAGGCGCGGAUCCAUGAGCAAAAAGGCCGUGCAGAAGACGAAGCGGUUGGCCAGUCAGACGUCCUCGUCCGGCGGGGGCCUAUCGUCUCCGACGGCAGGAGGGGCAGCAAGCAGCAGCAGUUGGCAGAGAGGAGGGGGAAGUAGCUCGAGAAUGUGGGAGUGACAACAUUGUCGGGGCGGGAGGAGCGAUGGUAGCUAUAUUGAAGUCCAAGCUUUAGCUUUUGCAUUCGCUUUUGCUGUUAUAUAUUACAAUUGCUACUGCGCAUACCUGCUGCGAUUCAGGGUCAGGAGAGCAGACUUCGGAGCUCAAUAGAAGUUGAAGGCCGCGUCCUGUAUCGCACGACGAGGUCUCUCUCGGUGUCUGGCAACAUCUUGCUGCAAUCGGUUGAUAUGAUUGCUUUUCCAUUUGUGUACGAAUUUCCUGGCACAGUGACAGUUCACAACUACUUAAUAAAAACAAGAAGGAACUUACCUAGUAAAGGAGCUCCUGUGAAUCAUGUGAUGUGACGGUGAUUGGAAUUGCGUUAGAGGACAGAGUCCUCCUUCUUCAUGUUAAGUGCUUCAUUGGCCUAGUGCAACGCACAAGGAGUGGCCAUGUUGCCUUUUCUCUAU
Messenger RNA from Amoebophrya sp. A120, 5074 nucleotides. NCBI's taxonomy places the organism in Eukaryota, Dinophyceae, Syndiniales, Amoebophryaceae. The record is from the annotation of a GenBank genome assembly.